Teleopsis dalmanni is the source of this 766-nucleotide messenger RNA. Its product is annotated as protein Cep78 homolog. Gene Ontology annotation, cellular component: centrosome. The coding region runs from base 128 to 766 and encodes 212 amino acids. NCBI's taxonomy places the organism in Eukaryota, Metazoa, Arthropoda, Insecta, Diptera, Diopsidae. The record is from RefSeq and is a predicted model, not a curated record. Gene Ontology annotation, molecular function: protein binding. The transcript has 4 exons.
GUUAAUUAAAAGUGCCUUUAAAAAAAUUAAGAUUAUAUAAAGAAUAAAAACAAGUGUGAAAGCAUUUGAUUCAAAAAGUCUUGCCAGUGUUAGGCAACUGGAAAAAUUGAAUUCAAAAAAUAAGAAAAUGGAGAUGCGUGACUGUGGUAGUCUUACCUCUAUUAAGAAAAGUACGCGGUGCCGUUCUUUUCAUUUCAGAUACUUGGAGCUUUGUCGUUCCAAAAAUGUAACACCUUUAAGUGAUAUUCGUUCGAAAAAUAACGCAACGUCACUUCUGGAUUUUAGUGCAGAUAAAAUUGGCGUUACUGAUUGGGGCCUCAUCGUUGAAUCAUUGUAUUACGAUCAAGUAUUACAAACACUUGCAAUAAGACUACGGCGUUGUCAACCAAUAGUAUUGGAACACCUUGACACUGAAAAGAAGGCUAAAUUCUUUAGACAGAAGCCAUGUGUGUGCACUAAGUAUGUCUUUACAGGUGUUAUCGAAGCGGUUUCAAAAGUUAUAGAGCUUAACAAAAACCUGAGGAUAUUAUGCCUUGAGGGACUGCCAAUAAAUGAUAUGUAUGUGGAAACAAUAGCAAAGGCAUUAUCUGCAAAUGACAAUUUGAAGGAAAUAAGUUUUCAACGGUCAAAUCUAGGUGAUAAAGGAUGCGAGGCAAUAUGUAACGCUCUGAAAUAUAUGGAUAACGUUGAAAAACUAAACCUAUCACAUUGUGGAAUCGGUGUGAAAGGAGCAGAGUGUGUAUCAGAAAUGAUAAAGGUAAUGUAA